Messenger RNA from Syngnathus acus (greater pipefish), 1879 nucleotides. It is a transcript of the gene inpp5kb, whose product is annotated as inositol polyphosphate-5-phosphatase Kb. The coding region runs from base 75 to 1718 and encodes 547 amino acids. The transcript is spliced from 12 exons. Gene Ontology annotation, molecular function: inositol bisphosphate phosphatase activity; phosphatidylinositol-3,4,5-trisphosphate 5-phosphatase activity; phosphatidylinositol-4,5-bisphosphate 5-phosphatase activity. The record is from RefSeq and is a predicted model, not a curated record. Gene Ontology annotation, biological process: negative regulation of insulin receptor signaling pathway; negative regulation of glycogen biosynthetic process; phosphatidylinositol dephosphorylation. NCBI's taxonomy places the organism in Eukaryota, Metazoa, Chordata, Actinopteri, Syngnathiformes, Syngnathidae. Gene Ontology annotation, cellular component: ruffle; cytoplasm; plasma membrane.
CCGGGUAACCCGCUUAUUCCACCAGCCUCCACAUUCCUCACUUAAAUCUCCAAAUCCAUAUCGCUGCUUUUAUUAUGGACGGAGGUUUGCGGAGGACACUUCUUUCUCAGCGGACCUUUGAGGACAGCAGGAAGUUAGUUUACCCAAAGAUGGACUUCCUGUCAGGCCGAGCCCGGACGCGCUCGGACAGCGCGGCGAGCGGCGCGUCCACGUCGUCGUCGUCCUCCUCCAGAAUGCUUCUUCGCCAGAAGCUGGCUCAGCUCCUGAGCCGCAUCGACGACAUGAGCUCGGAGGACGAGGCCAGCGAGGAGAUGUCGCGCACGUUGGACGACGCUUUCCAGCUAUGCUCGUGCUUUGCACCGCCCACCCACGCCUUCAGGCUGCACAUGGUGACAUGGAACGUGGCCACGGCGGAGCCGCCUGAUGAUGUCACCUCACUGUUGCAGCUCGACGUCCAACCGCCCACCGAUCUCUACGUCGUUGGGCUACAGGAAGUGUGCGCCACGCCGGUCCGAUUCAUCUCGGACUUGAUCGUCGAGGACUCGUGGAGUCACGUCUUCAUGGACGCACUGGCGCCGCGAGGCUUUAUCAAGGUGGCGGCAGUGAGGAUGCAAGGUUUGCUGCUGUUGAUGUUCGCCAAACAGUCACACCUGCCUUACAUCCGAGAUAUCCACAGCACAUACACUCGCACCGGCAUCUUUGGAUACUGGGGAAACAAAGGGGCGGUGUCGGUGCGCUUUUCUUUCUACGGCCACAAGGUGUGUUUCCUCAACUGCCACCUGGCGGCGCACAUGAGCCAUGCCCUGCAGCGUGUCGAUGAGUUUGAGCACAUCCUGGAGACGCAAGAGUUCGACACGGAUGAUGCACGGCGGGUUCUGGACCACAAGCUUGUGUUCUGGUUUGGAGAUUUGAACUUCCGCAUUGCUGACCAUGGCCUGCACUUCCUGCGCUCGUCCAUCAAUGGUGGACGUCUCAACCUGCUGUGGAGCAAGGACCAGCUACUCACCAUGAAGAAAAAAGAGACCUUCCUGCAGGAGUUUGAGGAGGGACCCCUGAAUUUCAAACCAACCUACAAGUUCAGUCGGAACUCCGACGCCUACGACCUUGGCGGCAAGAAGCGAAAGCCUGCAUGGACCGACCGCAUCCUAUGGCGGGUCAAACCCAAAAACGUACCAUCGGAAGAUGACGACGACAAGUUGUCGACCGCUACGGACGACAGCCUGGACGAGUACCCUCUGGUGGUCAACCAAGAUAAAUACACCAGUGAUAUGAGCUAUGGCAUUAGCGACCAUAAGCCUGUCAUGGCUAGCUUCAGUCUGGAGCUAAGGAAACACUUUGAUACUCCGCUGGUUCAUGUGUCACCUGAAGGCGUCUGGAGUGCCGACCAGGACGCUCUCCUCAACUACACGGUCCAGGAAGACUUCCUCUCCUCAACGUGGGACUGGAUCGGCCUCUAUAAGGUCGGCUUCAAGAGUUCAAGCGACUAUGAGACUUUUGUGUGGGUUCGAGAGGACGAGUUGCCUGAGAUUGAUGAAGUCAUACAGAUCUCAGUGGAUAAGGACGAUAUCCCUCUGCUGGGUGGGCAGUAUGUACUGGGCUAUUACAGCACUAACAUGCAGAGCAUCAUUGGCCUCAGUGCUAACUUCCAGAUCUUAGAGUCAAAACGUGCCGUCAUGGAGGGUCUCGUGCCAGAGAACAUCAAUGGGCUCCGCAAAUAGAAGAAGAAACUUUUGUGUCCUAUUAGCUUCAAGCUUGAUCAAAGAUGAUGACUGGAAAAGACAAUACAUUUAAAAGACACAUUUGCAUCACAAAUGUUCAAAAUCAUACUGAAAAUGUUAUUUGUUAGCAUUACGUAUGAAUAAACUAUUGUUAAAAUGUA